This is a messenger RNA of Seminavis robusta, 873 nucleotides long. The record is from the annotation of a GenBank genome assembly. NCBI's taxonomy places the organism in Eukaryota, Bacillariophyta, Bacillariophyceae, Naviculales, Naviculaceae.
AUGGUCGUCAGCCAUUUAACUGCUGGUGGAUCUAUGGAUGUCUUGAGGCACUACGUCGUGGUCGAUCAUUCGAGAAAGGCUCUUGUAUUUGCCAUCCGAGGGACAUUCUCCAUAUCGGGGGUUAUAUGUGAUUGGGUCUCCUUUUCUGCCCCAUUUUGUGGUGGACUGGGGCAUGUUGCCAUGUCGGAAGUAGCCAAGAAAAUGUGGGACUUGACCAAAAAUGAUGUAUUGGCCAAGCUUCAAGAAUUACCAGAUGACUAUGAUUUGGUCGUUACGGGCCAUUCACUUGGAGCUGGGGUAGCAACCCUCCUUACCAUUCUCCUCUACCACGAAAAAUGCAUUCCAAACAAUAAGAUCAGAUGCUUUGCAUUUGCUCCACCUCCCACCUAUCACCCUCUCAGUGCAGCACCCGAAGCGGUGGCGGCCACCACUGCUUACAUUCACGGGGACGACACGGUUCCCUUUUUAUCCGUCUAUCACUUGCGACGAUUCUUCAGGAGCAUGGCUGCUCUCAAGACGGCAACAAAAGGAAUGAGCACCUGGGACUUUCUACGCAUUGACUGGGGCUACGAUGAACCAAGUCAAGAAAUGGUCGAAGCAAUGAGAAAAGCAGAAGCACAAGACUUGAGAGCUGUCAAAGGAUCCGAGAAGCUAGCAAUUCCUGCCCAAGCUGUGGUUUGGAUGCAAAAAGGUAGUAGCACAGAGCACCCGGACGCCUUUCAUGCCAGUAUUUGUGACGCGCGCAAGCUGUCAGAGCUUCCCAUUCGCGUCCCAACAUCUCAGAGGCACAUGUUGGAACAUCAUCUAGCAUCCAAAUAUGAGAUUGCACUGCAAGGAGUGCAGCAGCAACCAGAGAAGGAUAAAGAGCAGUGA